UUAACAAAAAUUACACCUUUCGCUCUCUCUCUCUCUCUCUCUCUCUCUCUGAGUCUGUCUGAGUCUGUGUGCAUCCAUUAGCAUUAUCCUCCCUUUCUCUGAAUCUGAAAACUCUGCCACCAUGAGAGUGAGAGCCAAACCCUGCGAUGAUCGGCACCUCCUUAAAUUGUUAUAGACAAAGCCUCACCAUAAAUCCCCAUCUGUGCUACGUUUUAUUUCAUCUGAAUUCCCAGUUUUUUAACCAUGGCCUUCCCUCCUUCUCAUACUUUCAUGUUUCACACCAAUCACUGCCAUGAAGAUCAUCAUCACGACCCCCACCUCUCCUCAUCACCAUCUCUCAAAUCCUUCCCUCCAUUACCACCCCAACACUACCAAACUCGGAGUGCACCUUUCAUGGUGAAGAGAUCGAUGUCGUUUUCAGGGAUAGAGAGCAAGUGCGAUAUGGAAGUGAACGGAGCUGAUGAUGAUUUGUCGGAUGACGGAUCGGUGCAGAUAGGGGAGAAGAAGAAGAGGCUGAACAUGGAGCAGGUCAAGGCACUUGAGAAGAGCUUUGAAGUUGGGAACAAGCUUGAGCCAGAGAGGAAACUGGAGCUGGCUAAGGCUUUGGGUCUGCAGCCACGUCAGAUCGCCAUUUGGUUUCAGAACAGGAGAGCUCGAUGGAAGACCAAGAACCUCGAGAAAGAAUAUGAAUCCCUCAAGAAACAGUUCGAAGCUCUCAAAGCCGACAAUAAUGCUCUUAACCUUCAGAACCAGAAACUUCAUGCAGAGCUGCAAGCUCUGAAAGGAAGAGAUCACUGUGAAGGCGGAACAGUGAGCCUGGUGAAGAAAGAAACCGAGGGUUCUUGGAGCAAUAAUGGAAGUGACAACUGCUCAGACAUCAAUUUGGAGCUUUCAAGAACGCCAGUUAGAAACAGUCCUGUUUGUUCUCAGAACGGUAAAAGCCAGCUCGUAGGCUCUAAUCUGAAGCCCACCAGCAUAACACAACUCCUCCAGUUCUCAACAAGAUCAGACCUCCAAGACGAAACCUUCUCCAACAUGUUCAGCACCAACACUAUCGAUGAUCAGCAGCAGAACCUCUGGACCUGGCCUCAAGAGCAGCACCAUUAUCAUUGAACCUUGAAAUGAUUCUGGUGAGAUUGAUUGGAAACGGGAAAAAAAAAAGUUAAGCUUUUUCUCAAUCUCGGUUUGAAUUUACGUUUCUCAAGUAGAGUAGUAAUGGUGUAUAAAAUUUGAACAUAUCUACUUAUCAUCUUCAUGUGAGGAAUUGGUGGAAUUUUGAGUAGUCCGUGCAACUUCUCUUCCCUACCAUAUAUAUGCACUUCAGCUAGAAACCAAAACUGCAACGUAUAUA
This is a messenger RNA of Neltuma alba, 1351 nucleotides long. Its product is annotated as homeobox-leucine zipper protein HAT7. Gene Ontology annotation, biological process: positive regulation of DNA-templated transcription. Gene Ontology annotation, cellular component: nucleus. Gene Ontology annotation, molecular function: sequence-specific DNA binding; DNA-binding transcription factor activity, RNA polymerase II-specific. The coding region runs from base 244 to 1113 and encodes 289 amino acids. The transcript is spliced from 3 exons. NCBI's taxonomy places the organism in Eukaryota, Viridiplantae, Streptophyta, Magnoliopsida, Fabales, Fabaceae. The record is from RefSeq and is a predicted model, not a curated record.